Messenger RNA from Entrophospora sp. SA101, 1171 nucleotides. Lineage: Eukaryota; Fungi; Glomeromycota; Glomeromycetes; Entrophosporales; Entrophosporaceae. The record is from the annotation of a GenBank genome assembly.
CAAAUAAACAAUGUCGUCAAUUUAAAGAGUCUUGUAGAAGAUAUCCACAGUGUGGAUAUUUCAAGAUUCGAAGUACCAUUGGCUCCGCUUGAUUUGUUCUUGGUCCUGAAAGAGAUAUAUGAAAAUGAAUUGGAACAUGAGGUUGUAGAAAUAAACAACGAUAUGGAUAUGAUGGUGAUGAUUGACAAUAAUAAUGAUCUGUCAUUAAAUAAUACCAACCGAUCAUCAAAUAAUAAUCACAUUCCAAUAAUACAAGAACAUAAUCAAGAUGUUCCUCAAAUAAUUAGUCAAGAUGUUCCAGACGUUUCCCAAACAACUAUUCAUGAUGUUCCGGAUGUUCCUCAAAUAAUUAGUCAAGAUGUUCCAGACGUUUCCCAAACAACUAGUCGUGAUGUUCCGGAUGUUCCUCAAAUAAUUAGUCAAGAUGUUCCAGACAUUUCCCAAACAACUAGUCAUGAUGUUCCAGACGUUUCCCAAACAACUAGUCAUGAUGUUCUGGAUGUUCCUCAAAUAAUUAGUCAAGAUGUUCCAGAUGUUCUUCAAAUAAUUAGUCAAGAUGAUCUCCAAAUGGAGCUUGAUCAAGAUGUACAAGUACCUGAUGAUCAAGACAAUCAUCAAAUAGUAACUUAUCAAAAUGAACAUCAGAUAGUACAAGAAUCUAAUCAAGACUCUUGUAGAAAAAAAAAAUGGUCACAACAUGAGAUGAAUAUUAUCAUAGAAUUUAUCUUAGAUAAAAAAAUCAAUAUUAGAAAACUUAAUGUUCCAGAUGUUCUUCAAAUAAUUAGUCAAGAUGAUCUCCAAAUGGAGCUUGAUCAAGAUGUACAAGUACCUGAUGAUCAAGACAAUCAUCAAAUAGUAACUUAUCAAAAUGAACAUCAGAUAGUACAAGAAUCUAAUCAAGACUCUUGUAGAAAAAAAAAAUGGUCACAACAUGAGAUGAAUAUUAUCAUAGAAUUUAUCUUAGAUAAAAAAAUCAAUAUUAGAAAUGAUGUUCUGGAUGUUCCUCAAAUAAUUAGUCAAGAUGUUCCAGAUGUUCUUCAAAUAAUUAGUCAAGAUGAUCUCCAAAUGGAGCUUGAUCAAGAUGUACAAGUACCUGAUGAUCAAGACAAUCAUCAAAUAGUAACUUAUCAAAAUGAACAUCAGAUAGUACAAGAAUCUAAUCAAGACUCUU